AUGCACCGAGCAACACGUCUGCUGCAACAACACGUCUGCUGCAACAACACGUCUGCUGCAACAACACGUCUGCUGCAACAGCACGUCUGCUGCAACAGCACGUCUCCUGCAACAACAUGUCUGCUGCAACAACACGUCUGUAACAUGUCUGCUGCAACAGCACGUCUGCUGCAACACGCCUGCUGUAACAACACGUCUGCAGCAACAACACGUCUGCUGCAAAACACCACGUCUGCUGCAACAGCACGUCUGCUGCAACAGCACGUCUGCUGUAACAACACGUCUGCUGCAACAACACGUCUGCUGCAACAACACGUCUGCUGCAACAACACGUCUGCUGCAACAGCACGUCUGCUGCAACAGCACGUCUGCUGUAACAACACGUCUGCAGCAACAACACGUCUGCUGCAAAACACGUCUGCUGCACACGCCUGCUGCAAUAACACGUCUGCUGCAACAACACGUCUGCUGCAACAACACGUCUGCUGCAACAACACGUCUGCUGCAACAGCACGUCUGCUGCAACAGCACGUCUGCUGCAACAACACGUCUGCUGCAACAACACGUCUGCUGCAACAACACGUCUGUAACAACAUGUCUGCUGCAACAGCACGUCUGCUGCAACACGCCUGCUGUAACAACACGUCUGUAACAACACUUCUGCUGCAACAGCACGUCUGCUGCAACACGCCUGUUGUAACAACACGUCUGCAGCAACAACACGUCUGCUGCAACAACACGUCUGCUGCAACAACACGUCUGCUGCAACAACACACCUGCUGCAAUAACACGUCUGCUGCAACAACACGUCUGCUGCAACAACACGCCUGA
Knipowitschia caucasica is the source of this 831-nucleotide messenger RNA. The record is from the annotation of a GenBank genome assembly. Lineage: Eukaryota; Metazoa; Chordata; Actinopteri; Gobiiformes; Gobiidae.